ACUCGGGCGAGCGGCUGUCAGCGGUUGCGUGUUUUCGCGUUUGGUGUGUUUGCGGGUAACAAGAUGCAGUUUUCUGGAGGAAAGCGGAGGAAGCUGAGGUUGGCAGGUGACCAGAGGAACGCUUCCUACCCUCACAGCCUUCAGUUUUACCUGCAGCCACCUUCUGAAAACAUAUCUUUGAUAGAGUUUGAAAACUUGGCUAUCGAUAGAGUUAAAUUACUAAAAUCAGUUGAAAAUCUUGGUGUGAGCUAUGUGAAAGGGACCGAGCCAUACCAGAGUAAGUUGGAGUCUGAGAUUCGAAAACUCAAGUUUUCCUACAGAGAAAGCUUAGAAGAUGAGUAUGAACCACGCAGAAGAGAUCAUAUUUCUCACUUUAUAUUGCGCCUUGCAUAUUGCCAGUCUGAGGAUCUUAGACGCUGGUUCAUUCAACAAGAAAUGGACCUCCUUCGAUUUCGAUUCACUAUUUUACCCAAGGACAAGAUUCAAGAUUUCUUAAAGGAUAGCCACUUGCAUUUUGAGGCUAUAAGUGAUGAAGAGAAGAACCUCCGAGAACAGGAGAUUAUUGCCUCAUCACCCAGUUUAAGUGGGGCUAAGUGGGAGCUGGAGUCUGUUUAUAAGAUCCCUUUUGCUGAUGCUUUGGAUUUGUUCCGAGGAAGGAGGGUCUAUUUGGAAAAUGGCUUUGCUUAUGUACCACAUAAGGACAUUGUGGCAAUCAUCCUGAAUGAAUUUAGAGCCAAAUUGUCCAAGGCGUUAGCAUUGACAGCCAGGUCCUUGCCUGCCGUGCAGUCCGAUGAGAGACUUCAGCCUCUGCUUAACCACCUCAGUCAUUCCUACACUGGUCAAGAUUACAGUACACAAGGAAAUGUUGGGAAGAUUUCUUUGGAUCAGAUCGAUUCGCUUUCUAUCAAAUCCUUCCCACCUUGCAUGCGUCAGUUGCAUAAAGCCUUGCGGGAGAAUCACCAUCUUCGUCAUGGAGGCCGAAUGCAGUAUGGCCUCUUCCUGAAGGGCAUUGGUUUAACCCUGGAACAGGCAUUGCAGUUCUGGAAGCAAGAAUUUAUCAAAGGAAAGAUGGAUCCAGACAAGUUUGAUAAAGGCUACUCUUACAAUAUCCGCCAUAGCUUUGGAAAGGAAGGCAAGAGAACAGACUACACACCUUUCAGUUGCCUGAAGAUUAUUCUAACCAAUCCACCAAGCCAAGGGGAUUAUCAUGGGUGCCCAUUCCGUCACAGUGAUCCAGAGCUGCUGAAGCAGAAGUUGCAGUCAUACAAGAUCUCUCCCGGAGGGAUAAGCCAGAUUUUGGAUUUGGUAAAAGGGACACAUUACCAGGUAGCCUGUCAGAAGUACUUCGAGAUGACACAUAACGUGGAUGAUUGUGGCUUUUCUUUGAGUCAUCCUAAUCAGUUCUUUGUCGAGAGCCAACGGAUUCUAAAUGGUGGUAAAGACAUCAAGAAGGAAUCCAUCCCACCAGAAACUCCUCAACCCAAACCAAGUGUCCAGAAAACCAAGGAUGCAUCCUCUGCUCUGGCCUCUUUAAAUUCCUCUCUGGAAAUGGAUAUGGAGGGACUAGAGGAUUAUUUCAGUGAAUGAUUCUUGGGCGGUUAGGAACCAUUUUACCUCAGGAGCUUUCAUUUCCUUUUUUAAGAUUUUGCCGUUUUCUUUUUUAAUCUUUUUGUCUAACAGCUCCCUCCGCCCCAACCCAAUCAACCCACAUGCACACACUUCUUAGGAAAACAGUCUUGCAGGUAAAAACAAAGACCUCCACUGUGUUUUGGUUUAGCAAAAGGGAAGAGAAAGAGUUUCUCUUGAAAUCCAACACUUGAAUGGUGUGACUUAGUCCUGUUUUAGGAGAUAAAAUAGCUUUCUGGACUGAUUACAGUCCUCUAGAACAAUACAACUGAAAAUGCCUUUUGUUUUAAUCCUUAUCACUAAUUUUGACCUAAUCCUUUUCUGGACCAUUUUCUGUUAAUAAAUAUCAAAAUGUAUAUGAGUGUGUCUGUGCUUAAUUGCAAUAGUCAUGUUACGUCAUAACAGAUUGGACAUUAUCUCAGUUUUUAAAGUGGUAUUUGGGAAUAUCCAACAUACUUCCAGUCACCAAUAAAGAUUUUAAACUCCUUUUUCUUUUUCCUUUUUUCCCUUGAGUUAGCCAUUCGUGGUUAUUCCACAUCAGCGGGGAGAACUUUUGCCCCUUUGAGCGGCAGCAAACUACUGAAAUGAAUUGUGACGUGGGAAUUAAGAGAAACAGAAUUUGUAUGGUCAGUU
Diceros bicornis minor is the source of this 2259-nucleotide messenger RNA. RefSeq names its product DNA primase subunit 2 (gene PRIM2). The record is from RefSeq and is a predicted model, not a curated record. The coding region runs from base 64 to 1587 and encodes 507 amino acids. Lineage: Eukaryota; Metazoa; Chordata; Mammalia; Perissodactyla; Rhinocerotidae. Gene Ontology annotation, biological process: DNA replication, synthesis of primer. Gene Ontology annotation, cellular component: alpha DNA polymerase:primase complex. The transcript is spliced from 14 exons.